Kogia breviceps (pygmy sperm whale) is the source of this 1104-nucleotide messenger RNA. It is a transcript of the gene FBXW12, whose product is annotated as F-box and WD repeat domain containing 12. NCBI's taxonomy places the organism in Eukaryota, Metazoa, Chordata, Mammalia, Artiodactyla, Physeteridae. The record is from RefSeq and is a predicted model, not a curated record. Gene Ontology annotation, cellular component: cytoplasm. Gene Ontology annotation, molecular function: protein binding.
AUGAAUGUCAGUAUAAGCGGGUGGGAGAGGGCCUCAGGUAAUGUCAGGACAAGGGCAGAAGCCAGUCUGAGGCCAAGUAGAAGCGGGGCUGGUGAGUGGAUUAGUAGGAACAGCUGUUCCGAACGGAAGCGCGGAGGCUGGGCGAGGAUUAAGCGAGUGGGCGGGGCUUGGCCUGCUGGGGCGGAAGCCCACGGAAGGCGUAGCGGGACCCAGGCAGCCACGCGGGCGGGCGCCGUGGAGCUGCAGGUGGGUUUGCACGAGCUGCUGCACGUCUUCUCCUUCUUGGAGGCCCGAGACAUGCUCUGUGUCGCCCAGGUGGACAAGGUCUGGAAUGAGGCUUCAAGGACCAAGGAACUGUGGAGGCAGCUGUGUCUGAGACGCUGGUCCUCCUGUAAAGCCUCCCAGACGACCCUGGGCACACAGACAUGGAAACAGUACUAUCUCUGCCGAUCUGAGCUGGAGUUCCGAGUGGAAUCUGGGUGACCAGAGAAGGACUUUAUCUGCAAAGCCAUUGCUGGGCACAAAGGAGAGAUAGAUGAGCUGGGCUACAUCUCAACCAAAGAGUACUGGUUUGAUGGGCGGGAGAAGUCCGUGGUGUGCACUGUGUUGUCAGAUGGCACUGUGUGUGCCUGAGAUCUGCAAGAGGUGAGCUCUCUGUCGAGCCCUCUACAGCCUGCAGCUCUGGUGAAUUUGGUGACUUACCCUUGGCUGCAACUGGUUGUCACCAUGGACGAGCGGGGACUGAUCAAAGUAUGGAAAGCAGAGAAUGGGUGUGAACAAGCUUCCUGCCUGCCUACAUACUCAUCUUCAUUGGAGACCUGUGACUUUCCAGAAGGCCCCCUCCUGCUGGUGAGUGACCCAGCUCUCAGGAACCUCUGCUGUUUCCCAGGGUCUGUGGACCUGGCACCAGACCACUGUGCCAGGCGGCACUUCAAGCCAGGCCCUCCACAUGGCAGACCAAGUGACCACGUAAUUCUGCUCGGUCCCCCAAGCUUCUUCUUGCCUGCCACGUGGAAGGCAGACUCCUCAUCCCCCUUCGGCUCUAGUGUGCCACAGCCUGUUUCCCUGGCCCCAUCUCUGCAGCCUCUCACCCUCUCAGAGUGA